AGUGUGGUCCGGUUGCUAAGCUGCAGCAGAGCAGUCAGAGCCGUCAACAAGUUUUAUCUGCAGCUUUUCUGCUCAAAAUCCGCCGUUUCACACUUAAAAAUACACUUUUACGACCCCUCCGAUGGUAGACAACACUCGAAACUCACAGGUGGAGAGUCCAGACUGAAGCACAGGUCUGUGUUUCUUCAGACCGACCCUGAUGCUCUAACCUCUGUCCAGUCUGUGAUUCAAAAUGGCCGCUGUCGGCUCCACCAAGAUCUCAUGGAGAUUGCAGGAGUUCGAGGCUCACACCAGCCGUGUGUCCUGUCUGUCUCUGGGAAAGAGCUCAGGGCGCCUGCUGGCCACUGGAGGAGAGGACUGCAGGGUCAACAUCUGGGCAGUCAGCAAGGCCAACUGCAUCAUGAGUCUGACUGGAAGUAAGAGUCCAGUGGAGUGUCUGCAGCUGAACGCCUCAGAGGAGCAGGUUGUGGCCGGGUCUCAGUCUGGAUCCAUCAAGAUCUGGGACUUGGAGGCUGCCAAAAUUUUACGCACUUUAAUGGGGCACAAAGCAAACAUCACGAGUCUAGGCUGUCACCCUUUGUCCGAAAACUUCCUGGCCUCAAGUUCUAUGGACACUAAUAUUAAGCUGUGGGAUGUCCGAAGGAAAGGGUACAUUUUGAGAUAUCAGGGUCACACAGAUGCAGUGAGGAGCCUGGCCUUUAGUCCUGAUGGGAAGUGGUUGGCUUCAGCGAGUGACGAUUGCACUGUGAAGCUGUGGGACCUGGGAGCAGGCAAAGCCAUCACUGAGUUCAAGGCUCACUCUGGAGCUGUUAACAUCGUCAAGUUUCAUCCAAAUGAGUAUUUGCUGGCCUCAGGCAGCGCAGACAGGACAAUAAAGCUCUGGGACCUGGAGAAGUUCUCGAUGGUUGGCUCGUUGGAGGGAGACACCAGUGCGGUCAGGUGUGUGUUCUUCAGUCCGGACGGGGCUUGUCUCUAUAGUGGCUCCUCUGACACUCUCAGGGUUUUCGGGUGGGAGCCAGAUCGCUGCUUCGACGUGGUGUCUGUGGGCUGGGGCAAAGUGUCCGAUCUCUCCAUCUGUAACCAACAACUGAUCGGAGCAUCCCAUCAGCUCUCCACUGUCUCCACGUUCGUUGUGGAUCUAAAGAGAGUAAAGAACAGCGGCGGAGCUGUGAUCCAGGGAAUCAUCCAGGACGACCAGCCACUGUCCGCCCCAAGCGAACCCAAAGGAGGAGUGCUGAGACGCAGCUACGAGAGGCCCACCACCUCCUGUACUACCCAGAGGGUGAAGAAGAACUCAGAGGGGGACAGACACAGUCCAGAGGGAGAGCGGUGCAGUCCCAGUGAAGAUGAAGGAGACGAGAAACUGUCUUCAGCCGAAAUCCACAAUGCAGAUGACUACAAGGAGAUCUUCCAGCCCAAAAAUGCCAUCUCUCGAACUCCUCCAAAGUUUUCUGAACCUUUUCCUGCUCCACCUGAAGAUGAAACUGUUCUGGGGAUAAGUUGCAAAAUGAAACACAUCGCUCCAUUUUCUGAAAAGCAACAAGUUCCUCCAAUCGCUCAGUCCACUCCAGUGCAGCGAGUGGAGCCCACAGUAGUGUCGUGGACAAAGCGCUCCCCUCCUCCAGCUGAUCCCCCCACGGCCUGGCCCCCUUCUCCACCUGUCGCCUCUGCACCUGUCGCCUCUGCACCUGUCGCCUCUGCUCCUGUCACCUCUGCUCCUGUUCCCUCAGCACCUGUCACAAUACCUGCUCCAGGUGUCACCAAAACCAGACCUCACCCUCCUCCACAGCACCACCCACCCAAAAUCAUCCUCAGCUCCAGGAACGAACCCAUUGGACUCAACGUGGCUGACUUUCUGCCUGCCUCUGCCAAUAACCGUCCUGGGGGCCUGAGUGAGGAGGAGGCUCUGUCUCAGAUAAAGAAAGGUCACGACACCAUGUGCGUGAUGCUCAGCAGCCGACAUAAGAACCUGGAGACGGUGAGAGGCGUCUGGGCCAGAGAAGACAUUAAGAGAGCUCUGGACACAGCUGUUUCUAUGAACGACUUGGCUAUUGUCGUGGACAUCCUCAACAUUAUCAACCUGCAGCCGGCAAUUUGGAAGCUGGAUUUAUGCAUGACUGUUCUUCCUCAAAUCGACAAACUACUGCAGAGCAAAUAUGAAAGUUACAUGCAGACUGGCUGCACGUCCCUAAAGCUCGUCAUGAGGCACUUCUGGUCCCUGAUCUCAGACACGCUAAAGGCCACUCCGUCAGUUGGAGUCGACAUCACACGAGAGGAGAGACACCAGAAGUGCCGUGUGUGUUGUAAGCAGCUAAAGAACCUCAGUAACAUUGUCAAAAACAAGUCUUCGUACGUUGGUCGCCAUGGCAGCGUCUUUAAAGAGCUGCAGCUCCUGAUGGCUCCUCUCGAUGACGCACUUUGAGACGACUGAAAAAUGAAACUAAAACUGGAGUAAAAGAAAAAUAUCUAUGAAAUAACAACUGGAGAUUCAGGCUCUUCCAGAAGUUUGGUUGUGGAAGCUAAAGACAAUUUAUGUGGACCACCUUUUUUUCCAUUUUGAUCACUGUGAUUUGUGCCUGCUACGGUCAGCUGAAGACGGAUUUUAAAACAAAAGCCUUAGAAAGGCUUGUAUGUAUGGAGUGUGAAGAAUGUUAAAUCUUAUUUUGAAAUGCAUUCCCACUAAUGUUGCACUUAUGAAGUUUGGUUCUAGUUAUGUAAACUAUUAAAAUUCCAUCAAACUGACUACACCAGUUGGUAAUAUUUCAUAAUAACAUUGCAUCUUUGUACAAUUAUUAAGUGCUACUUCUAGCAGAUAUUAAGAAUUGCCUAAAUGCCUACUGAUAUGCAUCACUAUGAGAAGUAAAAUUAUAUUCAAAGUGUGUGCUUGCCAUUCCAUAGAGAGGUUAUUGCUUUGCCUGGAAUGUUCCACAGUAUGGCAUUAAAAAAAAAAAAAAACGUGUGACCUUUGCCUGGGGGGUUCACUUGCUUGUAGAUAAGUUUAAUGCCAUACUGUGGAACAUUCUUGGCAAAGCAGUAACAUCUCCACAGACAUGCAGGUAGAAACCCUCCAUCAGAAAUGUUACACAGUGCAACCUCCAGUGUCAAAAUAUCACAGUUGAAAAUUUGCAGCUGAUGUCAUCAACAUUGCCUGGGGGGGUGAAGCUAGCUUGAUGCACUGUUCUAUCUGAAGCUCUGUUAAUCAACUUAGGUCUAUACAGUCCGAUUAAAGUCUAACUUAGCUGGAACUACAACAGCUGAACUGAUUUAUGCUUCCAAACAAGUCCCUCUCAAAUAACAUUACAGCUUUGGCAUUAGCCAACAGUUUUUCAGUGAGUUACUCUGACCUUUUUGUUGAAAAUCAAACAUCCAAUCAAAAUCACCUAAACAGGACCAUGAAUGUUUUCAAACAAUUAAAAAAUUUAUCAGGCAGUGUUUGCUGAAGUGGGUGUUGUGUCACCAUCGUAACUGCUGAAUAGUUCUCCAUAGACAUGCAUGCAGAACACCGCCAGCGUGAUGUCACUACAACGUAUCAUUUUAUUUGUAGCCUUAAAUAGCUUUACACUUACUUGUACAAUGCAGUUGUUUUAAAAGUCGCAAUCCUAAUGCAACCACCCAACUCAAUUGUAAAUGAACUGAAAUGAAAGAGGAAGUGCCUAAUUUUAACCAAAUAUCCACCUGGAGACAUGUGAGUGUUUAUCUUCUUGAGUGGGCCAAUGCUGCUGAUUGUGAAGCAAUGGUACAAGUUAAAGUAUGGUAAAAGAAGUGUGUUCCAAUGUCCUUUUCUACAUUUUCUGAAUUGUAAAGGCACUAUUUUAACAAAAUGUUCAUAAUGUUCAUGUAAAUAAAUGUAAAAUGUUGGGAUUAAAAACCAGGAGUUACAAUUUUGUGAUUUUUACCUUUGAAAUAACAGUAAACUACUGGCAUGGUGGAUUAAGUACUGUAGCAAUACUUUCAGAACUGUUCAUAGUUUGUGCUGGUGUCACCAUCUCUGAACCUAUUUGUACUUCAUUGUACUCUCAAGCCACGUUACAUCAGGAGGGAACAAACUUUUUUUUCACUGAGGGACACAUUUUAAAACAUUCCCAACAAAGGGCCACUGACCAGGUUUUCAAUACAGUGGAUUACUCAAAUGGAUACAUUUAACAUGUUUGGACAGACCCGCUUGGGCCAUGAGGCCUGCCCUGAAGACCAACAGAACUUAAUCUGAGGGCCACAUUUGACCCCUGGACCCCUGGACCCCUGUUGUUUCAGUAAUACAGAUUUUUUUAAAGUAGAAAUUUCAGGAUGU
Periophthalmus magnuspinnatus is the source of this 4288-nucleotide messenger RNA. RefSeq names its product katanin p80 (WD repeat containing) subunit B 1 (gene katnb1). Gene Ontology annotation, molecular function: microtubule binding. The transcript is spliced from 20 exons. The record is from RefSeq and is a predicted model, not a curated record. The coding region runs from base 233 to 2422 and encodes 729 amino acids. Gene Ontology annotation, biological process: microtubule depolymerization; microtubule severing. NCBI's taxonomy places the organism in Eukaryota, Metazoa, Chordata, Actinopteri, Gobiiformes, Gobiidae. Gene Ontology annotation, cellular component: katanin complex.